Molecule: messenger RNA, 1053 nt
Organism: Linum trigynum
Lineage: Eukaryota; Viridiplantae; Streptophyta; Magnoliopsida; Malpighiales; Linaceae
Source: the annotation of a GenBank genome assembly
UCUGAGUCUGAAACGUUUCCACGCGUACCUCUUUUUCCUCUACAUCUCUCUCUAAUCUCUCGCGUCAUUUUUUCCUCCUGCUUCUAUCUUCCAGGGACCCCAACUGUAGGUUCUGUUCUGAUUCUCUGAUACCGGUCAUGGAGGAUGGCAACGUGCUGCCUACUCAAGAUGGGACUAUCUCAGUAGCUUCUGCAUUUGCUGCUCAUCAGGAAGCUGUGCAGGACAGAGACCACAAGUUCUUGACUCGAGCUGUUGAAGAAGCAUACAGAGGCGUUGAUUGUGGGGAUGGAGGCCCAUUUGGCGCAGUUGUGGUUUGCAAUGACGAAGUAGUCGUGAGCUGUCACAACAUGGUUCUCAGACACACCGACCCAACUGGUCAUGCCGAGGUCACCGCUGUUAGAGAGGCUUGUAAAAAGCUCAACCGAAUCGAGCUGUCCGAUUGUGAAAUCUAUGCAUCCUGCGAGCCUUGCCCUAUGUGUUUCGGUGCCAUCCAUCUUUCCAGAAUCAAAAGGUUGGUGUACGGGGCGAAAGCUGAAGCAGCAAUAGCGAUAGGGUUUGAUGAUUUCAUUGCCGACGCUUUAAGAGGUACAGGGUUUUACCAGAAGGCUAAUAUGGAGAUCAAGCAGGCUGAUGGGAGUGGUGCUGUUAUUGCAGAACAAGUGUUUGAAAAGACCAAAGCCAAGUUCACCAUGUAUUGAUGAUGAUGAUCGUUUAACUUUCUUUUUCUUACUGCAUUCAGCUGGACUGGGGGUUGAAUUUGGGUGGUUUGAAGUGCAGAAAACUGUUGACUACUUAUUGUCUUUCUUUUUCUUAAUUCUGUAGUUGUUUAAGUGACCAUGUAAUUGAUUGGAAACCAUCAACUGUAUUGAUCUUUCAAACUAAUGUGUAGAGCAAAGAAUCAGUUUUAUCAAUUCAAAGUGCUGUUGUUGUUUUCAUCAGUAAUAGUUAAGCUUCCUUAUGUAGCAAGCAGUAGCGAUGAAGCCAGAAUUUAAUGCCGAGGCUGCCAAAAUUAUUUUUUUCCACGGAUUCAACAAAUAAAUUUCAUUAAACGAC